Messenger RNA from Pseudogymnoascus verrucosus, 1583 nucleotides. RefSeq lists its product as uncharacterized. The transcript has 2 exons. The record is from RefSeq and is a predicted model, not a curated record. Gene Ontology annotation, biological process: RNA polymerase II preinitiation complex assembly; transcription initiation at RNA polymerase II promoter. The coding region runs from base 597 to 1583 and encodes 328 amino acids. Gene Ontology annotation, cellular component: nucleus; transcription factor TFIID complex. NCBI's taxonomy places the organism in Eukaryota, Fungi, Ascomycota, Leotiomycetes, Thelebolales, Thelebolaceae. Gene Ontology annotation, molecular function: transcription coactivator activity; protein heterodimerization activity.
CUAAAAAGUCAGUUACAGUGCAAUUGGUGCAGUAACCGCAGUAGUCGCAGUAGUCGGAUUUGCCUCUCCGAUAAUCUUCGGGGCAAUAAUCUUCGAAGCGUGGGGUUUACGAGUGAUUUACUGGUUUAACGCUGGUUAAACCAGUAAAUCACUGCUUUAACUGCUUUAACGAGUAAGGUACCACGACUUCUAUGCGCUUGCUUGGGUAGCCUUGUCUUACAUGUACUGCACUGUACCACUGUCAAACUUUCCGAGCUAUCACUUGCUACUACUACUACUACUUAACUGUACCUUCUCAGCCUCGUCCUUUGACUCCUUUGAUUGGACCCAUUUCAACAAACAUCUUUCCUCCCAGUUCAUCCAUCUCAUCCACGCAUCCACGGCGCGCAUCUCAGUGACGACUAUUCGACUCAUCGGCCACUUCUCAACACGUACAGAUCGCGUCACAACUUGCGCCUGCCUCUCUAUCAUCAGCGGCGUCGAAGUCAACCCUGGAUACAAUUCACCGAACGCGCGAGGCGUCGUGCCCGUCGAGGUAACAGCCAUUCACCCAUCCACCCUCACCAUCAUCACCACCACAACAACCUCACCUCACAAUGGCGACCUCACCUCCAUACGCCCCCCAAUAUGGCGGCACCUCCGUCUCCCCCCCCUAUCCCUCUCACACCCCCCUCCCCUCCAAACGCCGCACAACCGACCCCCACUCCUCCGCCAAACGCCGCAAACCCUCCACAACAAGCACGCACUCCGCGCACCCCCUCCGCCAAACCUCCUUCCCCCCCGACGGCCUCAACCCCGAUGGGCGCGCCUACUCCGCCGACGCGCGCUCUCCCUCCUUAGACGCAACAAGCAUGGUCUCCGGGAGCGUCGUGUCGAAGCCCCCCAAGAAACGGGGUAGGAAAGGGAAGGGUGCGGGCGGGGAUGAGGGGAGUCUUGUGGGAGGGGGGAGUACGGCGAUGUCGAUGGUUUCGGGAGGGGGGAGGCAGAGGGAGGGGACGAGGGGGGUGAGUCCCGAGGAGGAUGAUGAGGAGGUUGCGACGCUGGAUGUGGCGCUUGUGGCGCGCACGAAUGAGGAGAAGGAGAAGGAGAAGUAUUAUCGCGCGUUGCUUGUUGGGGCGCUGGAUCCGGAUCAGUAUGCUAGGUAUGAGAGGUGGAGGUCUAGUAAGCUUGCUGAUGCUGUGGUGCGACGGCUCGUCAACCAAACGCUCUCCCAAUCCGUCCCGAGUAACGUCGUCAUGGCCGUAAAAUCCGUCACCAAAGUCUUCGCCGGCGAACUCAUCGAGCGCGCCCGCAAGAUCCAAACACAAUGGCUCUUCGCCUCAUCCGAAUCCCAGAUCGACGACCCUGACGCGCGCGGCGCCGCACCCGUAGAUACCAGCAAGGACGUCCAGCUAUGGGAAGCGAAUAAGGCGGAGGAAAGGCGCGGGCCGUUGACGCCGGAGCACUUGCGUGAGGCGCUGAGGAGGUAUAAGGCUGAGAGGGCGGGGGGGCUGGUGGGGUUGAUGGGCUUGGAUCGCGGGCAGCAUUCGACGGGGGCGGAUAGGUUUGGGUUGAAGGUGAGGGGGAGGAGGUUGCUUGGGUAG